AUGAGGGGAAAUCGUCCUGUGGAAUUGCCAGAAGACUUCUGGAUCCCCAUCCCUUUGGAAACCAACAACAUCACAGCUCUCAGCCCGUUCCUGGUUCCCCAGGAUCACCUAGGGAGCACAGGGAUCUUUUAUGCCAUGUCAGCAUUAAUGUUCUUUCUUUUUGUAGCUGGCACAUUCAUCAAUACCGUCACUAUUGCUUGUACAGCUCAGAAUAAGAAACUCCGAUCUCACCUCAACUACAUCCUGGUGAACUUGGCUGUGGCAAACCUCCUCGUCUCUACUGUGGGCUCCUUCACCUGCUUCUACUGCUUUGCCUUCAGAUACAUGAUUCUUGGACCACUGGGAUGCAAGAUUGAAGGAUUUACAGCAACUGUUGGUGGUAUGGUGAGUCUGUGGUCUCUUGCUGUGGUUGCUUUUGAAAGGUGGUUGGUUGUCUGCAAGCCACUGGGAAACUUUGCUUUCAAGGCUCACCAUGCUAUUGCUUGCUGCGCAAUGACUUGGGUCUUUGCUUUAAUGGCUGCAGUUCCUCCUCUGGUUGGAUGGAGUAGGUAUAUCCCAGAGGGUAUGCAGUGCUCCUGUGGACCAGACUGGUAUACAACCAACAACAAGUUUAACAAUGAGUCCUAUGUGAUGUUCCUCUUCUGCUUCUGCUUUGCUGUCCCUUUCACUACCAUCGUGUUCUGCUACUCACAGCUGCUUAUCAUGCUGAAAGCGGCAGCAAAGGCCCAGGCUGAGUCAGAAUCCACCCAGAAAGCAGAGAGGGAGGUGACCAGGAUGGUGGUCGUCAUGGUGCUAGGCUUCUUGGUGUGCUGGAUGCCCUACGCUUCCUUUGCUCUCUGGGUUGUCAACAACCGUGGGCAACCCUUUGACCUGAGACUGGCGACCAUACCCUCCUGCCUCUCUAAAGCCUCCACAGUCUACAACCCUGUCAUCUACAUCCUCCUCAAUAAACAGUUCCGCUCAGCUAUAAAAGCUCUGCUGGGGAUGGGUGGAGGUGGUGAUGAUGAGUCAUCUACAAGUCAAUCAGUAACUGAAGUCUCCAAAGUUGGACCUGCAUAG
Scomber japonicus (chub mackerel) is the source of this 1059-nucleotide messenger RNA. RefSeq names its product blue-sensitive opsin-like. Gene Ontology annotation, molecular function: G protein-coupled receptor activity. The coding region runs from base 1 to 1059 and encodes 352 amino acids. The transcript is spliced from 5 exons. The record is from RefSeq and is a predicted model, not a curated record. Gene Ontology annotation, biological process: visual perception; G protein-coupled receptor signaling pathway; phototransduction. Lineage: Eukaryota; Metazoa; Chordata; Actinopteri; Scombriformes; Scombridae. Gene Ontology annotation, cellular component: membrane; photoreceptor outer segment.